Trypanosoma cruzi is the source of this 1179-nucleotide messenger RNA. RefSeq lists its product as uncharacterized. The record is from RefSeq and is a predicted model, not a curated record. Gene Ontology annotation, biological process: rRNA processing. The transcript has a single exon. Bases 1 to 1179 code for a protein of 392 amino acids. Gene Ontology annotation, molecular function: protein binding. Gene Ontology annotation, cellular component: small-subunit processome; Pwp2p-containing subcomplex of 90S preribosome. Lineage: Eukaryota; Euglenozoa; Kinetoplastea; Trypanosomatida; Trypanosomatidae.
AUGGCGUCUCGCGCGUGGGUGGACGAUGCGGAUCGCGAUGUGGAGGAGCAGCUGCCUGACUUUGUGAAGCAGUCGCAUGUGCUGCCCGCAUGGGCCACCGUCUCGUCAUCGUCCAAAUUAAUGAUGGCAGCUCAAAAGCGAUUCCGCGACGAGGACUUGGACGAACUUCUCGCGCGGACGGAGCCACUGCUGACAUCGAAGCACGACCGAAAGUAUUCUGCUCUUCCACCCGUGCUCUCCGUGCUUCCACUUCCGCGUGACUCCGCACGGACGGUUCAAUGGCAUCGCAACGGGCAGCUGGCGGUGGUGGGUGGCAAUCACCACUUGUAUCUUUUUAAUGCCGCCGGCAGGUUUGUGGAGCAGCUUUCCAAGACAGAUGUGGAGAAGCGAAUCGAGUGCACCGCUCUUGAGGCCUCGGGGGAAGACGUCUUGAUUGUGGGUCACCAGUCCUACACACCAGAUCUAUUGGUGCUCUCAACGGAGAAGCUAAUCCCACUGAAGUUCCUUUUUACCCGCGACUCUGCCGUAUAUCGCAAUGGCCGACGUGAUAAUGGCAAGCAUGACUUUUACAUCACUAAUGUCGCUUUGCCGGCAACCAAUUCUUCCGCCAGGCUAGUGGGUAUAUCAAGCGGAGCCACCGUGACGGUCGGAUCCUUGUCGUCUGGCAGUGUCACCCACCGCAUCGAGAUGAGCGAUCCAGUGGUAGACAUCCUCUUUUCAGGAGGCCCACAUGAAUUAACCGUCGCAACUCGUACUAAAUUGUCGGUGUUUGAUUUACGCAAAAGUGCCCAGUUUCUGCGUGAAACUUGUGAUGACGGCACUGUAGACAUCACAACAUUUGCAACCUCUGACUCUGCCUUGGCCGUGGGCUCAAAAAGCGGUAUUGUUAGUAUUUACAACAAGGGCUCUUCAGGACCUGUGAAGAUUCUCAAGAAUUUGACGACAAGCAUUAGUCAUUUGGCAUUUGGAGAACGCAGCAACGGUGACGCCACCCUUGCAUACUCUACCAAGGGCCAGAAGAGUGGAUUUCGUCUCGCUGCUCUCCCGGAGUGCCGUGUUGUGCCGUCUUUCCCCCCUAUUUCGCAGAGGCAUCAAUUUAUUCAGAGUCUCACAAUAGCCCCGACCAUUCCCGUGUUGUCUGUUGGUGAAAAGCAGAAGGUCACGAACUACGCAUUGUGA